UAUGCAAAGUUCAAAAUUACUUCUUGUUUACAAACCGUUUUCGACGGGUUGCAUUGUCAUACAUAAACGUACCUUACUGAGUUUUAUCCCACGUGCCAAUAGGAAAAACAGUAAUAAACAAAUAGAAAAAUUAUUAGAUCUUGCUCUCUGCGAAUAUCGUUUUACUCCUUCUUUCAAACAUGAUUUCAAAAAACAUUUCUUGGAGGGUUUUAGAAGUAAAGAGGGGAGCAUGAAAUCGAGUUCAUCUACAAUGUCAGCCUUAAAUUUGCUAUGCUCUGUAAUGUUCGGCGGAGCAGUUAUAACUUUAGCAUAUGCACUCAGAUCUAGUGUAGAGAUCAAAUAUGAAAACAUUGGACUGGGAACGCAGAGCAAAUUGAUACAUCGCAAAGAAAUUCCCAACGUCAAAUUCUCUGACGUGAAAGGCUGUGAUGAAGUAAAAAUUGAACUGGAAGAGUAUGUUUCAUAUUUAAAAGACCCGGCCAGAAUUGCUCGUCUUGGCGGAAGGAUGCCCAAGGGACUGCUGAUGGUGGGAGCACCGGGUGUUGGAAAGACCCUGUUGGCCAAGGCACUGGCGGGAGAGUCCAGUGUCCCUUUCUACUAUGCAAACGCCUCCGAGUUUGAUGGCCAGGCUAUUGGGUCAGGAGCGAAAGCUAUUCGCAGUUUGUAUGACGAAGCUAGAAAGAACACUCCAUGUGUCGUGUUCUUGGACGAAUUGGAUUCGAUUGGGCCUAUGCGGUUGAUUGAUUCGAUGUCUGGAGGAGCUUACACGUCACGUGACACUGUCGAUCAGCUGCUGGCUGCCCUGGAUGGCUUCAACUCAAACGACGGAGUGUUAACCAUCGGAGCAACUAACUUCCCCCAGAGACUGGACUCGGCACUCACUCGGCCCGGAAGAUUCGACUCAAAGGUCACAGUCGGAUUCCCCGACAAAAAAGGUCGAUCUGAAAUCCUGAAGUUCUACUUGUCCAAGGUGAAGAUGGGCGAGAGCAUUGACCUGAAGUUUCUGGCUCGCAAGACUAUCGGGUUCAACGGUGCAGAUAUUGCCAACAUGGUGAACCAGGCAGCACUUGCAGCCGCCAGACAGGGAAAGAAAUCGGUCUUUCUGGCCGACUUGGAGGAGGCUAUGGACAGGGCGAGGAGGGGAAAGGAGCAGAAGACGAAGAAGUACACGACAUUCAACCUGAAAACCAUCUCCAUCAAUCAAGCUGGCUUUGCAUUGGUGGGAUUGUUAUUGGGCAGAGACGUGCAGCGGUGUACGGUGCUUCCGGUGGGAAGUGUCCAAGGUCAAACUUCACUGGUGCCCCUGGAGCACGAGCACAGUGUAUCUAUGGCCGAACUGAAGGACAUAAUCAUGUUCAAGCUGGCGGGUCGUGCCGCGGAACAGUUGAUGGACGGAGGCGUGAACGAUAUGACAACUUAUUCAAUUAAUAACUUAAAGGAAGCACACAAGAGAGCAAAGGAGUUAAUUGUUAACUACGGACUGAGUGAAAAGAUCGGAAUUAUCAGCGGGGUUAAAAGAGUGAGUCACGAGACUAUGGAUUUGAUUGACGAGGAGACAGAGCGAGUAGUGACUGAGAUCUACAGCGAAUGUCUCGCUGUUCUACGACAGCACAAAGCGGAACUGGAGAAACUGCAGUUACACCUGGCCAAGAAGGAGUCCUUGAGUGGAAAGGAAAUCGAAGAAUUGCUGGGACUGAAACUUAAAAAAUCUGCUAAAUUUCAACCAGUGGUUCCGGCAACCAUUCCCUAAGUUAUGUAAUAAUAAAUAAAUUUUAGUUUAAAAAUAAGGUUAUUUUGAUCUAAAGGCUUGAGAAUUUAAAAUUCAACGAGA
Messenger RNA from Symsagittifera roscoffensis, 1831 nucleotides. Its product is annotated as ATP-dependent zinc metalloprotease YME1L1-like. Bases 2 to 1750 code for a protein of 582 amino acids. The transcript has 8 exons. Gene Ontology annotation, molecular function: ATP hydrolysis activity; metalloendopeptidase activity; ATP binding. The record is from RefSeq and is a predicted model, not a curated record. Gene Ontology annotation, biological process: proteolysis. NCBI's taxonomy places the organism in Eukaryota, Metazoa, Xenacoelomorpha, Acoela, Convolutidae.